Molecule: messenger RNA, 2503 nt
Organism: Leptopilina heterotoma
Lineage: Eukaryota; Metazoa; Arthropoda; Insecta; Hymenoptera; Figitidae
Gene: p130CAS
Product: breast cancer anti-estrogen resistance protein 1
Exons: 9
Coding region: 320-2251 (643 amino acids)
Biological process (GO): cell surface receptor protein tyrosine kinase signaling pathway; cell migration
Cellular component (GO): cytoplasm; plasma membrane
Molecular function (GO): protein binding
Source: RefSeq, a predicted model, not a curated record
UCUCUAUCUCAUUCCCCUAUUCGAUUAUUGUGCUUUGCCUUCAUGUGACUUUACCCUGAUAAUAAAAUUCAAUUAAAGACAUGUAUAGUGAUGUUUAAACUGAACAUUUGCUGGAAAAAAUUGACAACAAAAUAAUACUACUUGAUUUUAUUUCUGGAAUUAAAUAUAAAUUAUUUAAUUUUUAAUUUUCACAUGUUUUUUUGUAUUUUUAACAAUAUACGUGUAAAAAGCAAGAGAUAUUUGAGAAUAUUUAUCAAAUAUAAAAUUUGAUCAAAUGCAUAGACAAUGUGCAUUUGACUGACAAGUCCUAAGCAUCCAGAUGAAUCUGAUUAUUCCAGCUGUAAAUUCGCAAAAAUGCGUUAAGGCUCGUGCUCUCUUUGAUAACAUUGCUGAAGCUCCUGACGAACUGGCAUUUCGAAAAGGUGAUGUACUUACUGUUUUAGAACAAAACACUGCCAGUUUGGAGGGGUGGUGGCUUUGCACUUUACGAGGUAGACAAGGAAUAUGUCCAGGAAAUAGAUUACGACUUCUUCCAGGCCAAUACGAUAAUAACGAAGGGUUAUUUGGCACUUCUUUAGAUGACUCACAAAAACAAGAUAAGCGACGCAGUUGGCAUGUUCAAUCAAAUAAAGUAAUAACACCACAAAAAUAUGGAGAUAUUUUUCUUUAUGAUCUUCCAACAAGUAGAUGCAGUGUCGUUUCAUCUUCAAACGAUUUUUAUUUAAAUGAAAGCAACGAUACUAUAGAUCAAAUAAUAGCAAAUAUGCGUAAAACAACAGCAGUUGAUGAUUUUGAUAACAUUGAUUGUUACGAUACACCCCCGAAAGCUAUUCCUGUAAUUUCAACGCCAACAAAAAGUCCCGCAACAGGUUAUACUGUGCCAAAAUCAACAAUUAGCAGCAAAUCUUGUGUGACGCCACUCGAUAGUUAUGAUGUUCCACGACCUUCACAAGCUUUGACACCCAGUAGUUCUACUUCCAGUCUUACAAAUGAUGGCUCAUCUCUCAGUGGAUCAAACAGGUCGAGUAUAACUGCUGCAGACUAUGACGUACCGCGAUCUCGUUUUUCAAUGUCUUCAUAUCAAACGUCUAAAAUUUUAACAUCUACACAAAAUAAUCAACAACAACAAAUUUAUGACAUUCCGAUAAACAAAGUUAAUUUACCCUUGGAUCCUGCUUUAGUGGAUUUACAAAAACUUGAGAGUGAAGUAUCUACUGCUAUCACUAAAUUGUUAAGUUUUGUUAGUCCUGGCUGGAGAACGUUACAAAAAUUAGAAAAGACUUUAAUGGAAAUUAAAUUGGCUUGUCAAAGAUUACGAACUUCGUUGCACGAUUUAACGGAAUUUGCAGAAGGAACUCUUAGUAAUGCUGCUGGAAAGGCAUUGUCUGACAAGGGAUUGUCAAUGAAAUUACGACCAUUGGUUAAAGCAUUACGUGAUACUGAUAAACUCAUUGAAAAAGCUUUUUCAGAAUUAGACAUUAUAAAAUGGAAUACUACUCAACUUUGUCGUGAAGAAAAUGAAACAAACUGUUCAGCGCUCAUCAAUUGGCCAGCUGAUCCAUUAGACCAACUAAUUGCUUGCGCUCGAGUUUUAACAGAAGAUGUUCGUCAAGUUGCCAGUUUUAUUCAGGGUAAUUCAACAUUAUUAUUUAAAAAACAAUUAGUUUUCAAAAAUGUUUCCACUGAAGAUUAUGAUUAUGUUAAUUUGGACUCACGAGAUGCAGUUGUGAAGCAAAGAGAAGAAUUGAGAGAAAUGUUACCUCAAGAACUUGGAAAAAAUUAUGAUCUUGUUGUAGCAGAGGCAGACCAAGCUGCUAUUCAACAUGUCUUAUUAUCGCCUAUGGAUCCUAAUGAUAAGCAGGUUUUAUCAUUUUAUGCUGCGCAAGCAAUAACACAUGGAUCACAUCUUACUCAUGCAAUUGAUGCUUUUUUGCAAACAGUUGAACACAACCAACCUCCUAAGGUAUUUCUAGCUCAUGGAAAAUUUGUUGUUCUCAGUGCACACAGAUUAGUUCAUAUUGGCGAUACUGUUCAUCGAAAUGUACUGCGAAAUGAUUUUAAAACACGAAUUCUUCAAAGCUCCAACACUCUAAAUGAUGUACUUGCACAAACAGUCACUAAAAUUAAACAAGCUGCACAAUAUUUUCCGAGUGUUACAGCAGUUCAAGAAAUGGUUGACAGUGUUGUAGACGUUUCUCAUAUGGCUAAAGAUUUGAAGCUUAUUUUGAUUCAUGCAGCCCAGCAACCUUAAAAAUUGUAAACAUUACUAAAAACAAUCAUAAUAUUUAAUCUCAAGUUCUCAGAUAACGUUAAUUUUAUUACAAGAAUGCGUACAGUUUAACCAACAAUUUUUUAUUUUAAUAUUAAAUAUUAAUCCAUUUUUAUAAAGAAAAUAAUCUUUUAAAUAUUUGUAAAAUUCUACAUUUCAAUUCACGAUUUGUAUCUAUAUAUUUUAUUUUUAAGAAUUCGCACAUUUAAAUAAAGUAAAAAUUUUUUAAAUGAU